AUGGCAAGACAAUCAUUAUCAAUGAGAGUUCCAAGGGCUCAUCGCCUAAUGCGACGGUGUUCAGUGCAGUUCAAAGAGCAGAAAACUAGAUUGUAUAUCAUGUGGAGGUGCACAAUUUUGCUUCUAAGGUGGGAUGAUAAACUUGAUAACUAA
Messenger RNA from Lathyrus sativus (Indian pea), 153 nucleotides. The record is from the annotation of a GenBank genome assembly. Lineage: Eukaryota; Viridiplantae; Streptophyta; Magnoliopsida; Fabales; Fabaceae.